This is a messenger RNA of Ilyonectria robusta, 1021 nucleotides long. RefSeq lists its product as uncharacterized. The record is from RefSeq and is a predicted model, not a curated record. The transcript is spliced from 2 exons. The coding region runs from base 219 to 674 and encodes 151 amino acids. Lineage: Eukaryota; Fungi; Ascomycota; Sordariomycetes; Hypocreales; Nectriaceae.
AAGAACGUUGUUUUUGAUGUUGUCGGCACGCUCGUCUCCUAUAGGUAUUUAUUCGAAGCCAUGCAUGAAUGACUCCGCGAGCGACUCCGCGCCCGCGGCAUCCACCCAAAGCUCCUUAGGUGCUGCGGGAUGGAGGUGGCCGAGCGUGAGUACACGUAUAUUUCCAUGUCUGGACGCUACGUAGUUUUCUUCACAGUCUUCGAGGCUCUGUUUUACCCAUGCCUUCAUACGCCGGACUCAAAGAGCUGCACUCCUUUGAAAACGUGGAGGAUAUUGCGUAUUUAAUUGACGCGUGGAAGAAACUGGCUCAUCGAGAGGGAGCUGCCGAGUGCAGUGCAUCAGCACGCUGCGUGAAGCCGAUUUCGCAGUUUGGCGUUUUACUGCAUCAAAAACUGUGGGAUGCAUGUUCCUCUAUUGCUAUUGUUUCGUUCUUUAAUGACCUCAACGUUGUGGGUUUAGUGCGGCUGUCAGGUGCCGGAAUGCAACGCCGCGCUUGGAACGCAAACGCGUGGUCCGGAACGCUAGAUCCCCCCUCAUGCUCCCUGACAGCGGCUUAUCGUACUUCUACUGCCCUGGAGGGCGAGGCGCUCCCCAAAUUAUUUGGACAGAUGGGUAUUGUUGCCGACACAUUGUUUGAUACGGCAGACAGGAUGAUUGCAGCUUCUGGUAAUUAGAAACCAGCGGCUAAAUUGGACAAAUUACGUUCGUGGACUUCCGGCCUUGAUGGCCAGAAUUGGUUUCGAGACACGCGGUGUUGUGUUACCCUAUACACAUAUCACAUUAAAUCAGCUCAGGCUCUGGCAAUGCGACAUACAAAGGUUGCAGCUUUAAAAAAUAUAUAAUAAAUCAGAGACACCGCGGAAUUAAACACUUCGCAUAACAGAAUAUAUCACUAUGAUGAAUGGUUGAUAAUUAUCCCCAAUGGUACCCUGAACAAUCAGCUGUGUUUCUAUGUGUGCAUAGCGAGUGCAAUUCCGACAGAUAUUAGCAGAUAGGCACCACGAGUUGACUUGAAAAUUUC